Molecule: messenger RNA, 3083 nt
Organism: Euleptes europaea (tarantolino)
Lineage: Eukaryota; Metazoa; Chordata; Lepidosauria; Squamata; Sphaerodactylidae
Gene: IARS2
Product: isoleucyl-tRNA synthetase 2, mitochondrial
Exons: 23
Coding region: 1-2970 (989 amino acids)
Biological process (GO): isoleucyl-tRNA aminoacylation
Cellular component (GO): cytosol
Molecular function (GO): isoleucine-tRNA ligase activity; ATP binding; tRNA binding
Source: RefSeq, a predicted model, not a curated record
AUGUUGUGGGCAUCGCCGCUGGUGCGGUCCCCGCCGCGUGCCUGGUGCUGGGCUCGCUGGGUGGCCUCCUCCGGGGCCAACAGGAGUCAGAAAGCGAGGCCGGACGCCAGGUACCGGGAAACGGUGUUGCUGCCCCGCAGCGACUUCCCUGUUCAACUGCCCGGCCGGCUGCAGCCCGAAACUGAGCUGGAGAUACAGCAGAAAUGUGGCUUUUCAGAACUGUAUUCAUGGCAAAGACAAAGGAAAACGAAGCAAGAAUUUUGUCUUCAUGAUGGACCACCAUAUGCCAAUGGAGACCCACAUGUUGGUCAUGCGUUGAAUAAAAUUUUGAAAGACAUCACCAAUCGAUUUUAUGUGAUGCGAGGCUACACGGUACAUUAUGUGCCAGGAUGGGAUUGCCAUGGACUACCCAUUGAGCUGAAAGCAUUAUCAGAACUUGAGGGAACACAGCAUCUUUCAGCAAUGGAAAUCAGACAGAGAGCCAAAGAAUUUGCACAAAAAGUGAUUGAAAAGCAGAAAGCAGCCUUCAUUCGCUGGGGCAUAAUGGCAGAUUGGGAGAACAGCUACCACACCUUUGAUAAAAAGUAUGAAGCAAAACAGCUGAGUGUUUUUCACCAAAUGUAUGACAAGGAUUAUAUUUAUCAGGAUUAUAAGCCAGUGUUUUGGUCUCCUUCAACAAAUACAGCCCUGGCCGAAGCUGAGCUUGAGUACAAUCAGCAGCACGUUAGCCAUGCUGCGUACGUCAGAUUUCCCUUGUUGAAACCACCACCCAAAUUGGCUUCUCUUAUAGAUGGAACACCGGCUGUGAGUUUGAUAGUCUGGACCACACAACCCUGGACUAUUCCAGCCAAUCAAGCUGUGUGUUACAUGCCAAAUUCAGAGUAUUCCAUCGUGAAGUGCACUGAUACUGGGGAGCACUUUAUUGUGGGUGCGGACAGAGUUCAGUCUAUAGCUGCCAUUUUGGAUACAGAGUUUGAUGUGAUUUCAACAUGUAAAGGGGUAGAUUUGGAAAAUGGUGUGUGUUCACAUCCUACAAUUCCUGGAAAACAGUCCCCACUUCUGCCUGCAAAUCAUGUGACCAUGUCAAAAGGAACAGGAUUAGUUCACACAGCCCCAGCUCAUGGUAUGGAAGAUUACAGUGUAGCUUCUCACCACCAACUUCCCAUGGAUUGUCUGGUGGAUGAAGGUGGAUUUUUCACAGAAGCUGCAGGUUCAGAACUUCACAACAAAGCUGUUCUUGAAGAAGGAAACGAAACAGUGAUUCAGAUGCUUCAAGCCGCCAAGAAUUUAUUAAAAGAAGAGAAAUUCACACACAGCUACCCAUAUGACUGGAGGACUAAAAAGCCCGUGAUUAUUCGUGCCAGCAAGCAGUGGUUCAUUAAUACAGCGAACCUCAAGGCUGCUGCUCAGGAGGCACUAAAGAAAGUCAAAUGUGUCCCAGCUUCAGGGAUGAAUGGAAUGCUAGAAAUGCUGGACAGAAGAACAUACUGGUGUAUAUCCAGACAGAGGCGCUGGGGAGUCCCCAUUCCAGUUUUUUACCAUAAGACAACGGGUGAAUCCUUAAUCAACAGGAAAAGUAUUGAGAAUGUGAUUAAAAUAGUGGAGCAGCAUGGCAGCGAUGCCUGGUGGACUCUUCCUAUUGAGCAGCUUCUUCCCAGUGAGGCUUUGGCAAAGGUUGGUGCCCAUAAUGUCCAAGAUUAUGUACCAGGGCAGGAUGUUCUCGAUAUCUGGUUUGACAGUGGAACAUCCUGGGCUCAUGUUUUAGAAGAUGUAGGUGAAAGGGCUGAUCUAUACCUGGAAGGAAAAGACCAGCUGGGAGGUUGGUUUCAGUCUUCUCUCUUGACGAGCGUGGCGACCCGAAAAAAGGCACCUUACAAGGCCCUUCUGGUUCAUGGAUUUACUCUUGGUGAAAAAGGAGAGAAGAUGUCAAAAUCGAUUGGAAACGUCGUCGACCCAGACGUGGUUAUUAAUGGAGGCAACGACCACAGCACAAACCCUCCAUAUGGUGCUGAUACUCUACGCUGGUGGGUGGCUGAGUCAAAUGUUUUUACGGAAGUACUGAUUGGACCAGCAGUGCUUAACUCUGCACGAGAUGAUAUCAACAAGCUUCGGAAUACGCUCCGGUUUUUGUUGGGCAAUCUGGCUGGCUUCGAUCCAGGGACAGAUGCAAUCCCCACUGCAGAGAUGUAUGUAAUAGACCAGUAUAUGCUCCACUUGCUGCAGGGCUACGCAAACAAGGUUACAGGUGCAUAUAAGGAGUAUGACUAUGGCAAAGUCAUUCGAUUACUACAAGCCUUCCAUUCUAGAGAGCUCUCCAGUUUUUACUUCAGUAUAGUCAAGGACAGACUUUACUGUGAAGAAGAAAAAGAUCCUAAACGCCGUUCCUGUCAAACAGCUUUAGCAGAGGUCUUGGACACGUUGGUUCGUUCUUUUGCCCCAAUCCUUCCACAUCUGGCUGAGGAGGUAUUCCAGUACCUUCCCUAUACAAAAGAGUCAGAUAGUGUGUUUCGUUCUGGGUGGAUGAACACGAGCCCCGUAUGGAAAAAACCAGGCCUUGAGGAGGCAGUGGAAGGAGCCUGUGCCAUGCGAGAUGCCUUCCUCAGUUCGAUCCCAGGCAAAAACUUUUUGGAACAUCAGGUGAUCCUGGUCAUCGAGCCUGGCCUGCUCUUUGAAUUAAUGGAGGUGCUCCAACAGGAGGAGUCUUCCAGUACAUCCCAGCUCAAUGAAAUAAUGAUGGCAUCACAGACCUCUCUGCUGACCGAAGUACCUAGAGAUGUGGUUGCUGAGGACAACAUAAUAAAGGGGACAUUUUUGAUUAACCUGGAAGGUGGUGACAUCCGGGAAGAGUCCUCGUAUAAAGUCAUAGUUCUGCCAGCUGCUAAGUCAAAAUGCCUCCGAUGUCGAAAGUACACUGCGGAUUCCCCAGAAACACCAUGUGCACGCUGCAUGGAAAUCCUUGGGGGGAAGUGAUGAACAUUUUAAGUCCCAAUCAGACUUAAUGCUAUGGCUACAGUAGAUGGACACAUUUGCUAGAUUCCUCCUUUCUGGAAAACAGGAAGGUAUGUAGAAAUGUACACGGAGAA